GUUCUUGGUGCUGAAAGAGCGCGGCAGCUCACUGCUCAAGGUGCUGCUAGCAUUCCAAACCAGCAAUCCGCUUAGAAGCGUUCAAAUUAAACAUUCUCUACACCUCGCAGCAGCUGAUUCAAUUACAACAGUGCUCGCCGGCCGACUCGGACCUGCUUACCAGCACUCUCGAUGCGUCUUUGUUUUCUUGCAUCCCUCAGAGAGUGACUGACUCACUCUCUUCCUCUCCUACCUUCGUGUCUUUUUUUUGUUAAUAAAGUAUUGUUUAUUUUAUUUUAUUAUUUUUAAGAGGGACGCGAUUCUAUAUGACGGGAAGCUCCUGAAGCAGACAUGUGUACGAAGAGAGAUUACAGUCUUACGAUGCAUGCUGCGCUGUUGAUUCUGGGUUGCCUACAAACAUGGGUUUACGGUCAAGGCUUCAACUAUGAAGACAUUAACACCGUGGGAAGCAAGACCGCCGGUACGGUGAAGUCAAGCGUCGUGCGCAAGUCAGCAUCAACGACACACGACCCGGAAGAGGAAGUGCGGCUUGUCACCACAGCCCCUCCCAUCAGCUUCCACAACCACCACCCGCUGCUCGAGGAGUUCAUUCACGAGACCCUGCUGAAGAGGGACUUCCUGGGACAGGAGCAUUUCUUCAGCGCUGGGGUGGAGACCUCAAACCCGGCGACAAACCAGGUGAGACGCGAUGACCCCGCGGCGUUCUCUGACAUUGCCACGGCAACCUCCGUGGCAUCCACGUCGCUCAUGAUGACCGCGCCAACCAUGGCUGAGGCUGUGGCAGUUUCCGUGGAACAAAAUGCUGCCUUUAAAGAGGAAGUGGGAACUCCGCAGAUGGAGAAGGAGAGGGUGGCUGUCACCGCAGACUCUUUAACCACAGCAGUCAUAAAGACGACCCUCCCUGACCACCAGGGCGGCGUAUUUCAAAACAGCCACCGGCCGUUUACUACUCAGCCAGCCGCUGUGCUCACAACAAGCCCGGCAGAGCCCAGUCCAGAGCAGGUAUCCACGGUGACCGACGACACACCAACAGCCCUGGCGGGGACCUCCAGAACGGAGGUGGAAGAGCCAAUCACUGAGCGAGGCACGGGGACGGCCAGUGAGGUCACAACAACGACAUCAUCAUCGGGAGACACUGACGAGGAGACAACCACCACCACUAUCAUCACUACCACCAUCAUAACCACCGUGCAGACACCAGUUCCGUGCAGUUCCAAUUUCACAGGCCCCGAGGGUUACAUUGUGUCGCCGCGAUACUCCAGUCCCCUGUACUACACCAAUCUGGACUGCAGCUAUGCUGUAACUGUCUUCAUGGGAUAUGGAGUGGAAAUUCAGGUCCUGAACGUGAGCUUGCUGGAAGGGGAGACGGUCACUCUGGAGGACCUGGGAGGGCAGGAGCCGGCCGUCCUGGCCAACGAGUCCAUCCUGAUGAAGGGGCUAGUGGUGCGGAGCUGGAGCAACCAAGUGGCAGUCCGCUUCCAGAGCUACCAGCUCCCCCACGCUGGGUCCUUUCACUUUCAAUACCAAGCCAGGCUGGGGACCCCCUGA
Messenger RNA from Polyodon spathula (Mississippi paddlefish), 1548 nucleotides. RefSeq names its product seizure protein 6 homolog. The record is from RefSeq and is a predicted model, not a curated record. Lineage: Eukaryota; Metazoa; Chordata; Actinopteri; Acipenseriformes; Polyodontidae. The coding region runs from base 331 to 1548 and encodes 405 amino acids. Gene Ontology annotation, biological process: synapse maturation; regulation of dendrite development. The transcript is spliced from 5 exons. Gene Ontology annotation, cellular component: dendritic spine; endoplasmic reticulum; dendritic shaft.